UAAGAAGUUGAUAAUUUUUUAAAAAUGUCACUGUGAAUUUUAAAAAUUUAAUAGUUUAUUUUUUACCGAAAUAUGGAUAGGAAAACACCUGAACUACGACCUGCGAUUAAUGAGUACUUUAAAGAUCCAUCACCAUCUUCUAACUUGUUUGACGAUAUAUCAUCACACGCUGCAACUGACACUAAACGAGAAGAGCCAGCUGUUUGUCGUAUAUUUCAGCAAAUAGAAACUAAAAAGACAGACAUAUUUGAUAUAAUCAAAUCUUCUGACAAUGGCCAUACUAAUAGUCCUGGAUUUGAAAUCCGAGAAGUUUCGUUUUUAAACACUGGAAAUGAUCGUAUUGAUCCUUUGAAUAUAUUCAGUCAUGAGUUGGAACUAUCUUCUAUUCCGACAGAAGACGAGAGAAGACGAUUUGCUUGGAUACCAUCUACUAAAACAAAAAAUAUUCUUGAAAAAGCUUCACAAAUGAAUCAUACAUUACCCAGAGACAUGUUAACAAUGCCAGGAGUUGAAAAUGUUAAUUUUACGAAUAAAACAUAUGAAGCUCUUGUAUCAUACCUUGGUGAAAAUGAGGCAGCUGCGUUUAAAAGUAAAACUACGGAAGAAGUAACUCAAGAUGAGCGAGGUUUGAAAUUGUUAAUUGAAGAUGGAAACUAUUCUGAAGCAUUAAAUUUGACAACUAGAUUGUUGGCAAUGUAUGGUCAAGGUCCUGGACAAAUGGGCUAUGCUAGUAAACACACAAAACAUUCCCUUCAGUUAUGGUUUACUAGAUUUUCAUUGUUGGUGAAAAUCUGUGCAUGGAAAAUAGCCAGCAAAGAAGCCUUGGCUUGGGAUGAUUUAGAUCACCCAGAUCUCUAUAUGCAAUGGUAUAAAGAACUGUAUGGUAAUAAGUAUGGUUCGCUUGUACCAUUUGGCUUUAGACUUUUACUGGCCGAACUUCCUCAGUAUGUAACACCAUCAACUAAUGUUUAUAAAAAACUAUUUGAAGUGCUUAUCGGUGUUAGAAAAAUCAUUAAAAAUUUAGAUAAUGGUCUGGCUGAAGAUGGUCGAAAUGUAGAAUUAACAGUCCAAGAUCGAAACACAACAAAAGUAUUGUGGUACACAAGAGAAGCUAGAGUAAUACAUUCAUGUAUUAAUUGUGCAUUAAAUCAAAAGGAUUUCAAACUCGCAAUUCAAUUAUUAAAAGACCUUAUUGAAACUCCAAGAUUGAAGUAUACUACAGAUCAUUCUCGUUCUCUUUUAUCAGCAAUGGGCCGUAUUUUUUUGCAAGUUGGUGAUCUAAAAGCUCAUGGAUACUUCCUUAAAUCAUCUCGAUUAAAACCACAAAUUCAAGAAACAAAUAGUGAAAAUAAAGCUGAUUACCGUGAAUUAAUAGAUGCUGCAUUAUUAGCCAUUGCUCAAAAUAAUUAUAAAGAAGCAUACAAACAUUUUGAAAAUGCUUAUGUAUUGAAUUCCAAUAAUGUUAUGGUGUUGAACAAUAUGGCUACUUGUUUAUUUUAUGAAGGCCAACUAAAUAAUGCAAUAUCAUUAUUGGAGGACGCUAUACAGAGAUAUCCUGAUUUGGCAUUAAAUGAAAGUCUAUUAUCCAACAUCUGCUGUUUUUACCAAUUUCAAAAUUCUGCAUCUAAUAAACAAAGACUGCUUAAAUAUCAUAUUAUUUCUAAGUAUAAAAAUAGUGUCUCAGAUUUAAUUAGUUAA
Messenger RNA from Sipha flava (yellow sugarcane aphid), 1698 nucleotides. Its product is annotated as trafficking protein particle complex subunit 12. Gene Ontology annotation, cellular component: TRAPP complex; Golgi apparatus. The record is from RefSeq and is a predicted model, not a curated record. Gene Ontology annotation, molecular function: protein binding. The coding region runs from base 73 to 1698 and encodes 541 amino acids. Lineage: Eukaryota; Metazoa; Arthropoda; Insecta; Hemiptera; Aphididae. The transcript has 8 exons.